Messenger RNA from Adineta steineri, 1209 nucleotides. NCBI's taxonomy places the organism in Eukaryota, Metazoa, Rotifera, Eurotatoria, Adinetida, Adinetidae. The record is from the annotation of a GenBank genome assembly.
AUGAUCAGCAACAACAGAAUCGGAGUUGAUAAUGAUUCUGAAACAGUUACUUCGAAUGCAGCUCAAUCAAAAAGAUUAUGUGAAUUUCUGAAAAAACGAAAAGUGAUGUGCAUCACAUUUAUUAUUAUUGUACUUGCUAUAAUUGUAAUAAUUCCAACUAUUAUCUACACAACAAAAAAGACCAACAGUGAAAAAACAUCAAUAACAGAAGAAACACCAAUUGAAACAACAGAAGGAACAACAAUUGAAAUAACAGAAAAAAUAGAAAUAACAACAGAAUCACCUACCACAUCAACUUCAACAACAAUAUCAACAACACCAUCAAAACCGAAAUUUGACAAAUGGAAACAAAAUGCCAUCACUGUGGCUGGUGGAAAUGGACAAGGACAAGAAUUAAAUCAACUCUAUGAUCCUGUUGCAAUCUUUAUUGAUCAAAAGAAAAAUAUUUUCAUCGCUGAUCAAUAUAAUCAUCGUAUUGUUGAAUGGAAAUAUAAUGCAAAAGAAGGACACAUCAUUGCAGGUGGAAAUAGCAAAGGAAAUCAAAUGGAUCAAUUAGAUCGGCCAACAGAUGUAAUUGUUGAUCAACAAACUCAUUUGAUUAUCAUUGCUGAUUGGGGUAACAGACGCGUGAUUCAAUGGUUGAAUCAAAAGCAACAAAUUCUUAUUCAGGAUAUUGGCUGUUUUGGUUUGGCAAUGGAUAAACAUGGAUUUCUGUAUGUUUCUGAUACUGUGAAGAGUGAAGUGAGACGAUGGAAAAUGGGAAAAUAUAACAACGAAGGAGUUGUAGUAGCAGGUGGAAAUGACAGAGGAAAUCAUCUCAAUCAACUCAGUUCUCCUAUUUUUAUCUUUGUUGAUGAAGAUCAAUCUGUUUAUGUAUCUGAUAUGCACAAUUAUCGUGUGAUGAAAUGGAAAAAUCAUGCAGAAGAAGGAACAAUUGUGGCUGGAGGAAGGCUUAAUCAAUUGGGUGAAUCUCAAGGGGUAAUUAUUGAUGAUUUGGGUCAAAUCUAUGUGGCAGAUUUUUAUAAUCAUCGAGUAAUGCGUUGGUGUGAAGGAAAAGAAGAAGGUGAAACUGUUGUUGGUGGAAAUGGUAAAGGAGAUCAAUCAAAUCAAUUGGAUAGUCCCGGUGAUUUAUCUUUUGAUGAUGAAGGAAAUCUUUAUGUUGUUGAUGGGAGAAAUCAUCGGAUUCAAAAAUUUGAAGUAACUUCGUGA